CCGAGAACCAAGCGGGUACCAAAACAAGAUGGAAGGCAACAGAGAAAAGGAACAUUUAUUGGCACUUAAAGUGAUGCGGCUUACAAAGCCAACUUUGAUGCCAUUUCAUCCGAUAACAAGUGACAGUCGAGAUGUGUCAUAUACUUUAACCGAGGAUCAAAAUCAAGGUGACAUUGCUAAACCAAAGGAUUUGGAUUAUUUUGGAGUUAGUGACCUGCUGACAUUACCACAGAACUUUGGGAACAUAUUUCUUGGCGAGACAUUCUCCAGUUACAUUAGUGUACAUAAUGACAGUAACCAAACAUGCUCAGACAUUCUCUUGAAGGCUGAUUUACAGACAAGUUCACAACGGCUGUUACUAACAGGGGUCAAUUCCCAGCCAGUCUCUUACCUGAAACCUAAUGAGAGUAUAGAUGAUGUCAUACAACAUGAAGUUAAGGAACUUGGUACACAUAUUCUGGUAUGUGCUGUCAGUUAUACCACAGAAGCUGGGGAGAAGAUGGCAUUUAGAAAAUUCUUCAAAUUUCAGGUACUAAAGCCAUUGGAUGUGAAAACCAAGUUCUAUAAUGCUGAGUCAGAUGAUGUUUACCUUGAAGUUCAAAUACAGAAUAUAACUCCUGGACCAGUCUAUAUGGAGCAUGUGAGACUAGACCCUUCUAAUUUGUACCAGUCAGAGGAACUCAAUUCAUUGGACAAGAAACAAGGACCUGGUAAUGUGUUUGGUAAAGUUGAUUAUCUCAACCCCAUGGACACACGCCAGUAUCUGUAUUGCCUCGCACCAAAACCGGAACUAUACCUAGAAAACAAGGUGCUCAAAGGGGUGACCAACAUCGGUAAACUGGACAUUGUGUGGAAAACAAAUCUUGGAGAGAAAGGGAGAUUACAGACAAGUCAGCUUCUUAGAGUGGCCCCAGGAUAUGGAGACAUCAGAGUGACUGUAGAGAAGAUGCCAGACAGUGUACCACUGGAGAAAACAUUUGAUGUUACACUUAGAAUAACAAAUUGCUGUGAAAGAGAUAUGGAGUUGACUAUGGUUUUACAGAAUGACUUGAACUCAGGUCUCAUGUGGUGUGGUCUCUCUGGCAAGAAACUUGGCACGCUGUUGCAGAAUGAACACAUGGACUUGUCUCUGAACCUUAUUACAACAGUCCCAGGUUUACAGACGAUAUCUGGCUUACGGCUUACAGACAACUUUCUGAAGAGGACGUAUGAGCACGAUGAAAUAGCACAAGUGUUUGUCUAUAAUGAUCCUGAAUCAUAGUGUUUACACAAUCUGAUAGUGAUGUAGAUUUUUUUAUAGACAGUUAUUGUAUGUUUUUGAUAAAAAUUACUAGUUCAUCAUGUUAAAUCUUAAAUCUUUGAGCAUCAUCUCUGAUUCGAGGUUCUAAGAUAAUGAAACAAAAUUUGUAAACCAGUCUUAAUACUCCCAUCAUAGUUGUUACUGAUCACAGUUUUGAGAAUUAGCCAAUGGGAAAGCUUGCAUUUGAGACUGGUUCUCUAAGUAGUUUUAAUAUUCUCCAGAAAUGUUUCAUAUGGCUGUUAUCUUAAGGUAGGAAUAAGGUUUAAAAGGAGGGACACUAUUAAAUCUUCUUAAAUAGUUAGCAAACAACUGUCAUGUUGUUAUAAUUGGUAGAUGUAUGUAUAUUUUGUUAUUAAACAUUCCAGUAAAUGUCAGUAGUGAAGUAAUAAAAUAGAUAUAAGAAAAGUACAAGCUUACUACCAUUUGAUGUCUGCUUAGCUCAGUAGGGAGAGACAGAUCCAUGGAUUUUAGGGUUUUGAGUUUGAUUCCCAGGCAAGGCAUAUGUUCUCUUUGACAGUUUGUUAAUAGAUAUUGUACCACAGAUGAUUCAUCUUCUGCCUUUGAAUUAUUUGUGAAGAUUAGGUAAAUACUUACAAAGAUUCCAGGAACACAUAUAAUAGGUUAACUUAUUUAAUAAACUGAAAUAUAUUAUAAAAGUGGUGCUAAACCCAGAACAGACUACAGCUGGAUCUUGAUAUUUCAAACUCGCUUAUAUCCCAGUCACACAUACGGCGCGGAUAGCUACGUCUAGCUACAGAUAGAAACGUAGUUAUCCGUAUCGAUCCGUACCUGAGCCGUACAGAUUGAUACAGAUCACUACUUUAAGAUAUGGCUCAGGUACGGAUCGACAUGGAUUACUACAUUUCUGUCCGUGGCUAGACGUAGCUAUCUGCGCCUUAUGUGUGACAGAGGUAUUACCUGGAAAUUCUGGCUAUACAGAGAGAUGUUCAUGUCCUAUCCCAGACUCAUUAAGUAGAGAACUGCUAAAGAGAUUAAAUGUUCUUCUCUCUUGGGGUUGUGCAAUAUCUGUUGUAAAUUUUUAGAAUGAUAUGCCAUCGUUGAUUUAAUAUUUUUGCACCUUGUAACUGUGUGGCUAAUUGUUCUUUUGUAAAAGUAAAAAUACCUACUGAUAGAGAUAUAUAUGUAGUGAUAUAACAUUUGUACUAAAAUUGCCCCAUAUGGUUCUGAGACAAUCUGUGUAUGAAAAGAAUUGGAACCACUGCCUUAUCCUUGCAUGAUCGUAAGAGGCGACUAAUAGGGUCUUAACACUUGGUUUAGCAGUAAUCUGUGAUUCCAGCAGGUAUGCAAAUUUUGAUUCCAUACCUCAUGUAAAUGAGAUGUCGAACCAAAAUUUGUAGUCCUGUUUGGCGCCAUAUAACCUAUACUGUGUUGGUGCACCGUAAAACCCAAAUAAAUAAAUAAAUUGUACUAAAAUUGCAUACAUUAAAACUUAUCAUGCUGGACACGAUUGUUUCUGUCAUUGCGACCAGUGUAGAUCAUGAUCAACCUGCACAUCCAUGCAGUCUGAUCAAGAUCUGCACUGUUUUUUAUUCAGUCUGUAUCUUUUUUGGUAAGAACCCGUUUUAACAGUUAAUGGUACUGUCCAAAUUGAAAGAUGGACAAAGAAAUUUAGCAGGGCAAGAGUUAAUACACUGAACACUCGAGGAUGCAUUUGGAGGAGCAAAUUACUCGAGUUAUCUAGGAUUUCAAAUUAUCCUAGAAUAAAAACUAUAAGGAGAACAACAGGGGACCACAUGUAUUAACUGAGGGAGCCCAUAAACUCUAGCUAUUCAUUGAUGAUCAAAUGAGCAUUGUUCCACUGUAUUAAUUUACAUAGUUUAUGGCUUUUGUCAAAUAUAAUUUAUCUGUUUCAGAAAAAGUUAUCUGUUUGAAACAAACUUAAAGACUCGCCACAGAAUAAAUGUUUGCUUUUGUGUUUCCAUGUUGGUAAUUAUACAUGAUUGAGAAGUUUCUAGUUACAAGUUGACAGUGUUAUUUAUUAGGCAAAGACAAGAUGCUUUUAUUUACAUUUUAUUGCAUUAAUGUAGCAGUUUGCCAAGUACUUUAUGUAUUUAGUAAAGUUAAAACAUACUUUGUUUCUAUAGUGUAUUAUAGUUAUUUAUGUGUGAAAAAGAUUGACUGAAUGAGUUCGCAGAUGAAAUUGUGAAAGCACUUUAAUUCAGGAAGGGUCUAAAGUGUCCACCUGUCAUCUUGUAAUAUAGCUUAUUAUACCUUUAUUGUCAGAAUGAUUUUUAUGUAAUUUAGGUGAGGUAAGAAAUUAGGACACUAGGUUGUGGUGGGUCUUUAAGUGACAGCAUUGUCCUCAACUGCUGCUGCUUCCUGUUUGUGAUGGAUGAUAAUAUUUGUAAUGAUUGUGUUCUUAUUUACAAAUGUAAGAAAAUUAAAGAUACCUUACAAAAGGAA
Molecule: messenger RNA, 3724 nt
Organism: Mercenaria mercenaria
Lineage: Eukaryota; Metazoa; Mollusca; Bivalvia; Venerida; Veneridae
Product: trafficking protein particle complex subunit 13-like
Exons: 11
Coding region: 29-1261 (410 amino acids)
Cellular component (GO): TRAPPIII protein complex
Source: RefSeq, a predicted model, not a curated record